Molecule: messenger RNA, 1129 nt
Organism: Zootoca vivipara (common lizard)
Lineage: Eukaryota; Metazoa; Chordata; Lepidosauria; Squamata; Lacertidae
Gene: NAT16
Product: N-acetyltransferase 16 (putative)
Molecular function (GO): acyltransferase activity, transferring groups other than amino-acyl groups
Source: RefSeq, a predicted model, not a curated record
AGAGCCAGGAGCACCGCCACCACCAGUACAACCAGUACCACCAGUUCCCCACCAGUGAGAGCGUCCCUGGGAGCAGAUCAGCCAAGUAACAACGACCCGUAAAGCAGAGCCGCACAAGUCUGUAGCCUCGCGUGUAGACAUGAAGCUGGAGAGCCCCAGUGCCGACUCGCAGCUGGAGUUUGUGGUGGCCACCGAGAAGGAGUUCGAGGAGAUCCUGGCCAUGUCGAAGGGCAUCUACGGGGGGUUGGACUACCUCCCCAGCCGCUACCAUGCCUGGAUCCGGGAGCCCAACCGCACCGUCGUGCUGGCCAAGAAGAACGGAGCUGUGAUUGGGCUCCAGUCAAUCUACAUCAUCGACUCCGGGGAGACGGCCUUGGUGGAGGGGCUCCGCGUGGCCCCCUGGGAGCGAGGGAAAGGGGUGGCCGGGGUCCUCCAGCGAUUCUGCUCAGAGAUGGUCAAGGAGAAGCACCCCGAGGUCAAGGUGUCGCGCUUGACCCGGGACGACAAGCUGGGACCCAAGGACUUCAAGAAGUACCGUGUCAUCGCAAAGCAGGGGAUCCUGCUGGUGCGCUUUGAUGCCCAAGAGCUCCUCUCUCGCCUGGACGCUGUGGUGCUGGCGCUGGCCGAGAGCGGCUUCUGCCCGGAGCCCUCCGAGCUCCUCCUGGAGAGCGAGGUCCCUGAGGUGGUUCUGCGAGAUUCCUUCCAGCGGGAGGUUCUGCCCAACCAGACCAUCAUCCAGGACUGGCAACCCUUCAAGGCCACCGCCGGCAACCUGGGCCUGCUGAUGAAGAAGGACCUCUGCUGGGUGGUUGACCAGAAGGCCCGCCCCACCGUGGCCACCCUCAGCACCCGGCCCUUCCCCAUCCCGCUGGGAGAGGACUGGUUCUACCUCAACAUCGACGCCUUCGGGCGCAACCUGGCGCAUGUCAAGAGCCAGCUGCUCCACCACCUGCGCCUCCAGGUGCCCACCGCCCAGCAAGGGAAGGUCAUGUGCCAGCUGUUCCUGGAGCCAGCCCUGUGGUUAGACAUGGCCGCCUUCUGCCAAUCGGCCCUGGGCCUGGAGCUGGCCAAGGACUACACCGAACAGUACCUGCUGGAGUCCGACAUCUGAGAGGUUGGGGGAGGCCAA